Molecule: messenger RNA, 831 nt
Organism: Talaromyces rugulosus
Lineage: Eukaryota; Fungi; Ascomycota; Eurotiomycetes; Eurotiales; Trichocomaceae
Exons: 2
Coding region: 1-831 (276 amino acids)
Cellular component (GO): membrane
Source: RefSeq, a predicted model, not a curated record
AUGCGCCCAUUCCUCAGCCUCUUCGGCGCAGAUCCAGGCCUGGACCAUCUGCAUCCAUACGAAACCUCGUGGAUUCUGCCUCCCUAUUUUCUCGGUGGGUUGCGCGCCAUCAUCGGCUUUUACAUCUUUGUCUGCAUCGUUCUCAUCUUCGCCUGGGAUGCGACGCAUGACGCCAGCACCGCCAUUGCCCGGUCGUUCAGCUACUUCACCUGGCUGAAUUUCUGGGGCAUGGGCUUUUAUUUCAUUGUCGCAUCGAUCCAUACCUUUGUGUAUGCGGCGACCGGACGAUCGGCCAUUUUCGAUAGACUGCCUCGCGUCUUUCGCGGCCUUCAUGCUCUCUUCUAUACUUGCAUCACCACAUUUCCCUUUUUGGUCGUGAUCAUUUUCUGGGCUAUCCUGUAUUCAGGACCUUGGUAUCCAACCUGGUUCGGCGCUUGGAGCAAUAUUUCCCAACACGGCAUCAUCGGUCUCUACGCUCUACUCGAAAUCUUCCUAACCACCACCCCGCUGCAUCCGCUCAUCCACGCCCCCUUUCUCAUUCUGAUUCUCCUCCUCUAUCUCUCGCUGGCCUAUCUUACCCACAAGACACAGGGCUUUUAUAGUUACAGCUUCCUCGACCCGGGCCCCCAUGGCAAAAACAGCGGCAAAGUGACUGGAUACUGCUUCGCCAUUCUCGCUAUUGUUCUUGUCGCUUUUGCUCUGACUUGGCUAUUCAUCUGGUUGCGUCGUCGGUGGACGGGUGGGCGGAUCAAGCGCUCCAAGCGUGACCGUGAGUUGGUGUAUACUACUGAACGUGGAGCUUUCAGGGCGUCGCGCGGGGUUGAGAAGUAG